AUGUCGGCCAAGCGCAAGGCAGGUGGCAAUGGAGGUGGUCCUAACAAGCGGCGUCCGAGGAAGAAGGAGUCUGACUACGAGGACGAGUUUAGUGACGAAUCAGAUGAGGACGGAGUGCAACAGCAGGCGGCGGUCGCUAACCAAAUGGAGGUUCUCAUUCCGCACGACGACCUCAACCCGCCCAGCAAGCUGCCUGAGGACUUGCUGGCCACUUUGGAAAAGACCCCUGGUCAGAUGCUGCUUGCUGGUAUGGUAACCUGGGACCUUACUGGCAAGCGGGACCGCAAGAACGUCACGAAGGUGCGCCCGAACCUGUACAGCUUUCACAGAUUCACUGACGAGAAGUAUCGAUAUGUAGCCAGCGGACCGAGUGCCGCUCACACUAUUGCCAUCAACAUGGAGCGAAAAGCGCUCGCUUUUGGACGCAAUCCCAGCGGCCAGCUGGGCCUCACGCAGGACAUCAAGUUGGCGGAGAAGCCUACUCUUAUUCCGGCCCUUGCGCAGCUGAACAUAGUGCAGGCAGCUGUCGGCCGGCACCACACUCUAUUUCUCACCGACACUGGUACUGUAUACGCCUGCGGCGAGAACAAGUCUGGCCAGUGCGGUGUGGGCAACACUCACGCCAACAUCUAUUCACCCACACCGAUCAACUACCGAGGACCGCCCAUAAUUCGAAUCGGGUGCGGAGCUGAGUUCUCGGUCAUCCUGGACAUCAAGGGCAGCCUGCACACAUUCGGUCUGCCAGAGUACGGCCAACUGGGCCAUAACACGGACGCCAAGUAUUUUGUAAACGCCAACAAGUUAUCAUUCCACUUUGAGACAUCACCCAAAAAGGUGGUCCUGUUCAUAGAGAAGAGCAAGGAGGGUCAUGUGACGCCAGUCGAUGGUGUACAGAUCGUGGACUUUGCCUGCGGCAACAACCACACGGUCGCCAUCGACUCGAAGAAACGCGUAUACAGCUGGGGUUUUGGUGGUUUUGGGCGUCUAGGACAUGCAGAGCCUAAAGACGAGAUGGUACCGCGACUAAUGAAGUUUUACGAUACACAGGGUCGGGGUGGGCGCAGCGUCUACUGCGGAUCCACGUUUAGUCUAAUCGUCAACGAGCUGGGCCUGCUCUUCCUGUUUGGCCAGAAUAAAAAGACAGGCGAGGCCAAUAUGUAUCCGAAACCAGUUCAGGACCUAUCCGGCUGGAAUAUCACCGACAUUGGCUGUGCCAACACAUCGAUUAUGAUUUCCGCCGACGACACACUCAUCGCCUGGGGCGCAUCGCCAACGUUUGGAGAGCUUGGCAUUGGCGAGUUUCAGAAGUCGUCGACGGUGCCUAAGGAAGUGCCAAAGCUGGACAACAUUAAAAUACCUCAGGUGACCAUGGGUUACUCACACACGGCGUUGCUGGUGGACACCAGUCACGACGCCACCAAGCAAAAGUACGAGAAAAUGCCCGAGUACACUAUCGAUGAUUAGGUGUCGCUCAGUUCUUUAAAUGCUGCUACAUACAAUUAUACCGCUGCCAACAACAAUACUGAUCCGCUCAGGAGACCCUGAGAACUGAUCAUCGAAACUCUGCUGCUACUUCUCGAAAGUGAAACUAAACAAAUCCAGCAAAUUAUACGCUAGAGGUUACACUCGCUAUCUAUAUACUAUACGAUUGUCUCAUAAUACGGAUACUAUGUAUUUUGUUUUAAAACUCUAAUUUAUUCUCGUAACUGAUAAAACUCCAUCCUUAACAUGUACCCUAAUAUCUUUAAUAUAUUGCCGCUCACCUAUAGGUUUAAAUCCAUUAACGACCCAUUAGUCCGACGGUUACCCAUUUAUAAUUUGUUAUUUACAAGUAACAAAAUACAGUAUUUUGCAUUUA
Molecule: messenger RNA, 1858 nt
Organism: Drosophila subpulchrella
Lineage: Eukaryota; Metazoa; Arthropoda; Insecta; Diptera; Drosophilidae
Product: protein RCC2 homolog
Exons: 3
Coding region: 1-1464 (487 amino acids)
Source: RefSeq, a predicted model, not a curated record